Molecule: messenger RNA, 1356 nt
Organism: Didymodactylos carnosus
Lineage: Eukaryota; Metazoa; Rotifera; Eurotatoria; Philodinida; Philodinidae
Source: the annotation of a GenBank genome assembly
AUGUCACUGCAUGGCUUUAAAGAAAGUACAGCAGCUAAUCAGUGUUGUUUUAAAUGUGACAUUUUGAAAGAAUUUAUUGAAGAGGGUAUUCAUCAUGAUUUAGAUGAUAUUGAUCAAAUUGAAUAUAAACGUCGAUGUAAUCAAUUAGAAUUAGUACAACAUGAUCAAUGUACGUUUGAUAAUUUGUCCAUAAAAUACGGUGUUAACAGUCGUAGUCUAUUUGAUCGAUUUGAUCGAUUGGAUCAUUUCAAUAUUAUGAAACAAGUGAUGUACGACCCCAUGCAUACAUUACUUGAAGGUGUUGUUCAAACACACGUAAAUUUGUUUAUCCAAUAUUGUCUUGAUCAUAACCAUUUUAAAAUGGAAGAAUUAUCAGAUAUUAUUAGUAAAUUCAAGUUUUAUGACACAAAUGAAAUUAGAUGUAAACCAAAAUUAGACAUGGAUUUAGAUCUUAAAAAACAACCAAACAACAGCAUACCGUUGACAAGUAUGCAAGUUUAUGUUUUAUGUAUGAAUUUUCCAUUUAUAUUGAAAUUGUUAUUGAAAAGCUCAACAUUUUAUGCAUACACAAUUGUUUUAACGCUUACUGAUAUUUUAUCAAUGUGUUUUGCAACAGAAGUUCAUCGAAUAAAGUCACCUGAAUUGCUAAAAAAAGCAAUCGAUUAUCACAAUAUUGAAUUUCGUCGACAAUACACAAAAAAAAUGAAACCAAAAUUUCAUUUUAUGAAACAUUUUCCAGGAGCAAUGAAGGAUGUUGGUCCAUUACGAUAUACCAACUGUUUAGCAACUGAACGUAAGCAUCAAUUCUUCAAAGCUGGUAAAACAAAAAAUUUUAUCAAUUUGCCACAGACAUUCGCAUAUCGUCGCGGAUUAUGGUCCGCACUAGUAAAUCACAAUCAAGAUGGAACUCAAUCGCACAAUGUAUUACAUGGUGAUGACGAAGCAAAACUGAGUGGGAAACGAACAAACGAUAAUGAAUUUCAAAAUACAAUUCAAAUGAUUAAUUUACAAGUUCCGCCACAAGCAUUGUUUAAAUUUAUUGUUAAAAAUGGAAUACAGUACAAUGAAGGAUGCGUGAUUAAUACAUCAACAGAACAUUUUCCAAAAAGUCCAACAUUAGAUCUAGUGAAAUAUAUUAUCAAUGAUGGUAUUAAUUUUGUAUUUAUUUAUCAGAAAAUUAAAAUAAUUGAUUAUUCUGUUCCUGUUUUUAUAGUGCAAGUUACGGAUACAGUAGAACAAUGUUUGUUUUCCAACUUAGUGUACAAAUUGUCAUUGAAAUUGGUUAUAAUAUUCAAUAUUCGUUAUGUUGCUUUGCAUCCAUAUGGUAUAGUUUAUGGUGCUAGAGCUUAUUUGUAG